UUCUUGAAAUUUAACGGCUGCUCUUUUCAGUCGUUUUAAGUGAUUACGAUCCCGACCGUUCAAACUGAUCUCUUUUUCAGUUUUCAAUAGAGUAUAACUGUACAAAAUGAACGCUAGCUGCAGCUACGACUUGUUUGAUCUUAAGCUACCAGAUUAUCGAAUAUCUUUAUCAGUGAUAUUCGCGACAACAGCCGUCUCAGCAACGUUUUUGAACGCUCUUGUCCUCUACACGAUCUGGAAGACUCCUGCUUUACACAAGCCUUCGUACAUUCUGAUAGCAAAUCUUGCUCUCACAGACUUUCUCUCGGGCGCGAUCGUACAGCCGUUGAGUGUCGUCGAAAACGUCACAGUUCUAAUGAAUUUGAAGGAUGUUUACUGUGGCGUUUGGCUUGCUCUUAAAGUACUUGGAUACUGGAUGGGGGCAGAGUCUCUCUUGACUAUAGCAAUUAUCGGUGUCGAUCGUUUGUUGGCCAUUCGAUUGAAGAACAUGUAUCGUCGUGUGGUGACUUUCAAGCGUACUGCAUUGGUUCUUCUAAUUGGGUGGAUAGCUACAGGUCUUAUAACCAUUCCUGGUUUAGUUUUGGUCUGUCUCCCACUCCAUAUUCUUAUUAUAUUGGCCUCAUCUUAUCAGGCAUUGAUGGUGACVACCGUAAUCGCUUGUUAUUCUAUAGCGUUUUACUCCUUGAAAAAGKUAUCUUCAUCAGUGUCACCCAACACUGCUCCAAAUGAAACACCGCCUACAGAAAACCAGGCGUUCAAUAUCAAGAAAUAUCGAGGAACGUUCAAUACAAUGCUUCUUGUGGUCCUUUGUGUACUACUCUUUCAUAUACCAUACAUCGUUUCUAGUAUUUUAGCAGUAAAAGAUGCUCAGUUUUUUCGUCAAGAUGAGUUAUCUUUGGAAAUGUUUAAGAUGUUAAAUGUAUGCGAAUUAAUCGCACAAAUAAAUGCAAUUGCCAAUCCUUUGUUGUAUCUAUGGAGGAUGCAAGAUCUUCGCAAGGCGGUUCUUAGUACCUUGUAA
Molecule: messenger RNA, 1018 nt
Organism: Actinia tenebrosa (Australian red waratah sea anemone)
Lineage: Eukaryota; Metazoa; Cnidaria; Anthozoa; Actiniaria; Actiniidae
Product: 5-hydroxytryptamine receptor 1D-like
Biological process (GO): G protein-coupled receptor signaling pathway
Cellular component (GO): membrane
Molecular function (GO): G protein-coupled receptor activity
Source: RefSeq, a predicted model, not a curated record